AGUCAGGAAGGAAACAAACCUAGAGAAAUCCGGUGAGAUCAUGGCAUCGCGUGCUUUAGCGAUUGGUUUCGCGAAAUUCGCUCUUCGAAGGGUACAGAGCGUGCCUUCCCAUAGAUGUAUGUCAGCAAUACCCCAGCCGGCGCCGGACAACUCGAACAAACAGUAUCCAGAGAAGAUUUCCAAUAUUGUCUCAGAAAUCUCGAAACUAACACUCAUCGAAGUUGCCGAUCUCAAUGAAUUGCUGAAGAGGACACUGAACAUUCAAGAAGCAGCGGUUGUUGCUGCAGCCGCCCCGGCCGCCAGCGCCCCAGUCGAAGAGGAAGAUGAACCGCAAGUUCAGAAAAUUCAGACUUCAUUCGCGGUGAAACUGACGAAGUUCGACGAGACUAAGAAAAUCAAUCUCAUCAAAGAAUUGAAAAAUCUUAUGGAAGGGACGAAUCUCGUACAAGCGAAGAAAUUCGUUGAAGGAGCACCCCAAAUCAUCAAGGCUGAUCUAACGAGGGAAGAGGCAGAGGCGUUGCAGAAGUCCGUCGAAGCUGCCGGUGGGACUUGUGAGAUAGUGUAGGCAGAACGGAAUCAUCAUUAUCGAUUGUAGGCUUCAAUAAACUUUUCUCACCAAAAUAUCCACGGAA
Galendromus occidentalis (western predatory mite) is the source of this 632-nucleotide messenger RNA. RefSeq names its product mitochondrial ribosomal protein L12 (gene mRpL12). Lineage: Eukaryota; Metazoa; Arthropoda; Arachnida; Mesostigmata; Phytoseiidae. The record is from RefSeq and is a predicted model, not a curated record. Gene Ontology annotation, molecular function: mRNA binding; structural constituent of ribosome. The transcript has 4 exons. Gene Ontology annotation, biological process: translation. Gene Ontology annotation, cellular component: ribosome; mitochondrial large ribosomal subunit. Bases 41 to 565 code for a protein of 174 amino acids.